AAAUGUGAUUAUUUGUACGACAACUGAGAGGAUAUAGAGAUGUUCCGGUUCGCAAUGCGGACUAUUUAAGAUGGCGGAGCGACACAGAAGGCGCUCUCCGCGUUGUCCUUUUUGAGAAAGUGCUCGGAGUUUUGGAGAUAGAGGAGGAGGGUGAACAAACGCAGCGGGGUUGAAGGGUCUCGGGGGCAGCAUCACUUUCCAAAGUUUGUCUCGCUAAUUUCCUGGAGUCUCAGAACCUUCGACCGGGCCCGUUUUGUUUACAUUUUGUGGCACAUGCGCAUGCGUUUAUCUGCGUUUCACCACUCCGCGCGCUCCAGCUGGUUCGGCUGGCGUUCACAGACUCGGUCCAGUGAAUAGAAUGAUACCGAGCCGGGCCGGGUCGGCACCAGCAGGAAACGGGUCCGCUUCAGGCAGGGGAACCACAGGACACGGGGCGGGGGUUGUUGGCAUCGGGAUCCGUCCCGUGUUGGUGAGAGCGGGGCAGGUUUUACCGGGGGGCAGCGACAGCGCCGGGGCUGCGGGGCGACAGGGGGGCAGGGACUCAGUCGGGAUGCUGGGGGCGAACGGUCCAGGUGGUCCACGAGGUGUGAGACCGGGGAACGGCACCGGGGUGACCUCUCUGCAGACCGCGGUCCAGGCCGGCAUGGUGGCGCUAAACGCGGGAAUCGUGCUGCCUCACGGAGCCCGGUUCGACCCGGACAGGGAGAGCGCUCCGCUGUGCAGCGGCUCGGAGAAUGACUCGGACUCGGGGGAUGAUGACGACCCCGUGUUCACUGGGGACAGCAGGAGAGGGGUGAAGCGGGAGAGGGGAGAGAUGGAGGCGGUGGUGACCGGGCAGGAGGUGGGGGUUCCUCCCGGAGGCUACGGUAUGGUGCCCGGAGGGGUCGCCGGAGCAAAGCCGGGGAAGAAGACACGUGGGCGCGUGAAGAUCAAGAUGGAAUUUAUUGACAACAAGUUGAGACGUUACACCACCUUCAGUAAGAGGAAGACCGGGAUUAUGAAAAAGGCGUAUGAACUCUCCACCCUGACGGGGACGCAGGUUCUGCUGCUUGUGGCGAGUGAAACGGGUCACGUCUACACUUUUGCCACCCGCAAACUCCAACCCAUGAUCACGAGCGAAACAGGAAAAGCUCUGAUCCAAACGUGCCUCAACUCGCCUGACUCGCCCCCCCGCUCUGACCCCUCCAUGGACCAGCGCAUGAGUGCCACCGGCUUCGAGGAGACGGACCUCACCUACCAGGUGUCUGAGUCGGAGAGCAUGGGCGACACAAAGGACACACUGAAGCCCACCUUCACGGUAGCCAGCCUACCCGGCACCACCAGCGCCGCCCAGUCCACCGUGCCCACCACCUCCACCACCAUGCAGGUGAGCAGCGGACCCUCGUUUCCCAUUACCAACUACCUGGCGCCCGCCUCGGGCAGCAGCAACAUCAGUGCCAAUGGUACCGUCCUCAAGACCACCGGGGGCUCUGCGGGUGUCAUGCAGCUGCCUGGCGGCUUCACCUUCAUGCCCGCAGGCACUCCUCUCCCCCCCGGCACCCCCACCAUUCCUCUGAGCCAGCUGCAGCAGCACUCCCUGACCCUCCAGGGGCAGCACGGUGCGACACUGGCAGCCGCCCCGCAGUCUCAGCACGGACAACAGGCCGUGUUCCGCUUCCCCGCUGCUGUAUCCCUCACAGGUCCCGGGGUCCCCCAGCAGCUCCAGGCCAUCCAGGUCCAUCCCAACACCUCCAACAGCGACAGCAGCCCCGAGAUGUCCCACACCUCCACAAACUCCACCACCACAGUCAGUCUCCCAGCAACCAUCGUCACCUCCUCAGUGCCCACGUCUGUGGCGGGUCACAUGAUGUACCCGAGCCCCCACACCUUGAUGUACGCCUCCACGCCGGGGCUGGCUGACGGCGGCCUGGUCCUCAACGCCUUCUCACAGGGAACCUCAGCCAUGCAGGUGUCCCACGCACAGGGCCAGGACACAGGCGGUGUCCCUCAGGUGUUCCUCACAGCACCCCCCGGCACAGUGCAGAUCCCCGUCUCAGCGGUGCAGCUUCACCCAAUGGUGAUUGGUCAGCAGUCGAGCGGCAGCAGCAGUAACCUGACGGAGCUGCAGGUGGUAAACCUAGACGCUGCGCAGAACUCCAAGAGCGACUGAUGGACGGCGGGCGCUGUUUAGUGUUACACCGACACACACACACACACACACACACACAGAUCUCUAUUUAUUGAUGCCUUCCUUCAGUUUCACUUCACGCUCCGAAUGUGAUGUUAAAAACAUAUUUAAACACAAUCAAAGGGCGUGCGUGUGCAUGACCCUUACUCAGUACGUUUUGAUAUAUAAAUAUAAAUAUAUAUAUAUUCGAAAAAUGCAUAGGAGAUAUAUCACUACAUCCAUCACCGGGACGUUUCCUGUGCCGUUAGAUGGUGUUAUUUUUUUGGUGUGUGUGUGAUUUUUAAAAACGUGUAUUUACAUGUACACACACAUGCGCUCACACACACACGGCGAGGUGCCGCAGCUUCACACCAGCCAAAGAGACGUGUGUGUCUGAAUGUUCCAGUGUGAGCAACCUGUGCACGAGCGCUCUGUGUGUGUUUGUGUGUGUGUGUGUGUGGGGUGGGGUUUGUAAAUGGGCGGGGGAACUCUUAUUGGUUUAAAAAAAGAGACGUUUAGAAAUGUACAUAUUUUUUUUUUAAAUUGAUAACUUGUAUUUUCAGCCUGGUUGAGUUUGUGCGACGGCAUGUAGUUGUUUUCUACGUCGUGGUUUUUUAUGUUCAUGACGAUGAUUUACUGAGGAGGGGUUAUGAAUUAAAAGCUGUCUGACGCUGACGUGCUGUCCUGAUGUUUUCACAUGUGGAGAAAGAACGCUGGAGGUUUUUCUACUUUUUCUUUCUGUUUGUUUGAGACUUUUGUUUUUCAGAGUGUCCUCUAAAGACGCCGAGUCACAAAAUGUAAAACAUGACAUUUCUGUUUCUACAGCGGGAACGUCACAAUGACUCACUGUCAGAAGAUUUCUGAUCUGAAGAUUUUAAAACGAUGACGAGAUGAUUUAUUUCAGGCAGGUUUUUUAAAAAAUGCCUGAAAAUUCUGUGUUUGAUUAAAAGUCCUGGAAGCCCGGCGUAUGCUGUACGAUUGUUUAAAGUCGUAGUGGAACAUCAGCUCACUCUGUACGGCUGAAUUGUUUACGACGCUUGACCCAAGGACACGAUUAAUGAGCUCACACUGAACGACCUGAGAGCUCACGUUGUACGAGUUAGAUCAGGAUGGAGCGUUCACCGAUCUCAACAGGAAACUCCAACAGACUUGAUUUCAUUUGUUCAUGUUCACGGCUCAGCUGGGCUACACACACCGGUAAAGACGUUCUCUCUCUCCCUGAUGAUAGGCGGCGGGGGGGAGACAGACGCUGUAUUUUAGUGUGUGUGAGGUAAAAUCGAGGGGAUGUCCUGGAGUCGGUGAAUCGGCUCUUGUUGUUGCUCACACUGAUAUUUUGGUCUUAUGACUGCAUGCAACCGCACUAACGCGUUCCAACCGGUCGGGCGCUGCUGAUAAAACGGUGAUUGGUCGUCGUGCGUUAGUGUGCACUGCACGCCGGGACGAUUGGGCUGAAUUCUGCUCGACUUCCAAACGACUCAUAAGGGGUCUUAAUCGACCUGAAAUGGUUCAGAGUACAUCAGGCUUAAUGCGAGGGAAAGGCAUUGGUGGCAGGAAAAAAGGAGAGAAGGAAGAUUAUUAUUUUUAUGAACAAGUCGAACUGUAACGGGAAAAUCUAAAUAAGACAACUUUUUAUAUUUUGCAGAAUGUGAAAAAUAAACUGUGAAAAAUAACAGAUUUUACCCCAGAUUAAUUUCUGUCCUAAAGUUCAUCAUCAAAACAUGUAAUAAUUAGAUUCACUUCCUGGUUUCCUCCUCAUGCCUGGCACCAAUCCUCGUCUUUAUGAAAAAUUAAGAAUAUCAAACUGUGAAACACUGAAAAUGACUUCACUGUCAAGUCCUCGUGUCGCCUGCAACUUCUCACAAUAAUGUGACAGUAAAGUCAUUUUCAGCGUGCCACGGUUUGUUUAUCUUUUCAUUGUGUGUUCCUGCGAACGAGUGUCGGUUGUCCGUGCACAGUGUUCCCUGCUGGUCGUUCAUAUUUAAGCUGUUAACUUAUUUCUAAAGACGCUCAUCUGCAGGGCAGUGAAUCUGAGUGCCAAACUAUCACCUGACCCUCUACUUCUUUUAGAACAAGGUGACCGACUGUAAACUUGUCGCUCUGAUCUGCACAACUUGAAUCAUGUGAAUCAGCUGCUGACUCGAGUCAGACUGUGAGGUUUAACAGCCCUCCACUCAAACACCUGAGUGUGUGUUUGUGUGGAGGAGCAGCUCAGUGUUCAUCAGCUGUAAUACGACAACAUUGAGUACUUCUCUCAUGAUUUAUCAGGUGCUUUAAAAUGUUCUGAUUGUUGUGUGAGCGGUGAGCUGACUGCAGUUUGACCCUCAGCAUCAUCAUCACCACGCAGACGGACCGAGAGCCUUCUCCUGCACCACAGUGCCUCUUCUCCAUGUUCACUGCAAGACAAGGGAAACACUCACAUCACCUGAUUCUCAGAGCACAGAGACUGCAGAGCGUGACGGGCCUCGAGUCCAAAGACAAUCUGACAGAA
Labrus bergylta (ballan wrasse) is the source of this 4634-nucleotide messenger RNA. It is a transcript of the gene srfb, whose product is annotated as serum response factor b. Gene Ontology annotation, biological process: positive regulation of transcription by RNA polymerase II. NCBI's taxonomy places the organism in Eukaryota, Metazoa, Chordata, Actinopteri, Labriformes, Labridae. Gene Ontology annotation, molecular function: serum response element binding; protein dimerization activity; DNA-binding transcription factor activity, RNA polymerase II-specific. The record is from RefSeq and is a predicted model, not a curated record.